This is a messenger RNA of Acromyrmex echinatior (Panamanian leafcutter ant), 2934 nucleotides long. It is a transcript of the gene dpr1, whose product is annotated as defective proboscis extension response 1. Gene Ontology annotation, biological process: synapse organization. The record is from RefSeq and is a predicted model, not a curated record. Gene Ontology annotation, cellular component: neuron projection membrane. NCBI's taxonomy places the organism in Eukaryota, Metazoa, Arthropoda, Insecta, Hymenoptera, Formicidae.
AUGCAACUACAGGUUGUACUGUUUACGUUGCAGGUGUCCUGGAUGCGCAAACGGGACAUGCACAUCCUGAGCGCGGGCAUCUUCAUGUAUACAUCGGAUCUGAGGUUCCAGGUGAUCCAUCCGGACAAAUCGGAGAACUGGACGCUGCAAAUCAAGUCGCCGCAGCAGCGCGAUUCUGGCGUGUACGAGUGCCAGGUCAGCACCGAGCCGAAGAUGUCGCUCAACUAUAGCCUCAACGUAGUUGAAGCGCGAGCCAGAAUACUCGGCCAGGCUGAUAUCUACGUGAAGACCGGAAGUCUUUUGACGUUGACGUGUGUCAUGUCGCAAGGUCCCCACGAUUUGGGAACGGUAGCUUGGUAUCGAGGAAGUCAGGCGGUGGUGACAUCAACGCGAUCAGAAAACGACAUCGAAACAGAACCUCGUAUAACCGUCGAGACGGAAUGGAGUGACGCCCUCACGUCGAAAUUGAGGAUCACGCAUGCGAAGCUCGUUGACUCCGGAAACUACAGUUGCGUUCCUACCGUGGCGGAGGGAGCAAGUGUCAACGUACACGUGAUCAAUGGUGAGCAUCCGGCUGCGAUGCAGCAUGGAAACACGGCAGCCGGAUCGCCCAACUCGAAAACGGUCCUGGUGAUGCUCGCCUUCCUCCUAGGCCAGCUGAGAUAAUGUGCGUGUGCACGAAGGUCGCCCGAGACUCGUAAAAUUGAUGGACGUAUUGCAACAUGGUCGCCCACACAUCCUAAAUGUUAACCCUUCCGCACAGAUCAAUCUGAAUUAGGUCUUAAUUAAUUUCAUCGUAGCGGCCGAAAGAUUAAAUGAUUUGCAACAUUAUAUAAUAAGCAUCAUAAUGGCAUAGUUACAAAGCAAGAAUUUAUAAGUUAAUGAGAAGUUAUUUAUAAAAGUUUCUGAUUAAUACACAGCUGUGCGAAUUUUGUGGCUUUAGGAUUAAUUGAUUUUUGAAAAAUAAUAUUUCAUAAUCACUGCAAUGUCAUGUACUAUUUUCCGUUAUUGACAUGAUUGUUUUCCAUCGCGUUUAUCAUUUUAUUUUAUCGGAAUAAGUUUUUUUGAAUUCGUCGAAAUCGCGCACGAAAUGAUAGACAUGCAACGAUUGUAUAAAUCAUAAUUUUUUUUCAACUCCAAUUUCCAUUUAUCUCGAGACAGGAAUUUUAAUCUAAAAAUAUAAGCGCCGUUAUGUUAUUUUAAUUGCGUGUCGUAAUUUAAAUACUCUCGUUAUGUAGCGGUUAUCUCGCUUCUCUUAAUCUAACGCGAAAAUUCCCAUCCCGUUUAUCUUAAACUUAACUGUGGGUUUGGCCGCUGGGGUGAGAAAUACAAAGAUAAUCUCUAAGAGACAGCUCUUACGUAAUAAAAGGGAAAGCUUUGUGCCUAAGGGUUAAGCGGAGUGUGAGGCAGUCGUAUUACACGGUGUCUUAGAAGCAUGAAUUCCACGACGAAUUUUCUGAGUCGACUUUUCCCAGCCGCGAAAGAAUGAAUCCAGAAAGAAUGGACUUUUCAUACAUUUGUUAUAUAAUACAGCGACAGUAUUUACAGAUGAGCUGUACACGUAUAAAAUGUUAAAUAGCUGCGUAAUGAUAACCAGCGAAUCGUAUCUCCAUCUCGAAAACAUUCUCCAGUAAUUGGCAAUGUUGCACAAAAGAUAUUUUUACUUCAACUUGCGUCCAAAAUUAAUAAUUACAGCACCGUGUGUAACAACCAUUCUUUUGAAUAACAAGCAGGUUUAUUUUUUUUUUUUUAACUGACGAUAUAUAUUAUGCGUUUCGACAAAUAUCAUGUUUUAACGAAAUUAUUUUUUCAAUAUUUUUUCAUUUAAAAUUUUUUAAUUUUUUUUGUUUUUUACAAUCUAUAACACGUCCAUCAGAUGAAAUAAUAUCAAUCACAACACAAUAUUGCUAGAUUUAAUUCCAAUUUGUUUCUAACAAUCGUAAACACCUAAAGGAAGGCAAACCCAUUGACGUAAUCCAACAUAGUUAUUUUCGCAUAAUAAGCUUCUUUUGCACUCUAUAUCCAUAGGUAAGCAAAAUAAAGCGAAGAGUAAUGAUAAAAAUUUCCUAUUCGUGAAUACUUGAUUAGCCAGAAGUUCGUUUGAUUUAGCUCAGACAUUAGUUUGUGCUUCGUGACUUAGCAUCGGUACGAUUUAUUGUUGAAAAUAAUAUGGCACGCGUUGAGCAACGAUUUGUACGAUCACGACAGAGCAGUCGAGAAUUCUUAUCAUAUCUACGAAUGACGCAAAAUGAAGUUAUCAAUAUUAAAGAAUUUUAGCAGCGACAUGAGAGAGUUCUUAAUUUCCUAAUUAAGAAUGCUUCGUACGAGAAGAAUCAAAAGUCGCAUUGUGUCGCUGUUGAAAUUUUUAGGGAUAAUUGCGCCGUAAUAUCUAAAGCGACGCAAACGUAAGGGGAUUAAUGAUAACGCGGAGUGAGUGUUGGCGCAGAGGAGACGUAAUUGAGCGCGAGUGUCGCUAGAAAGAAGAGGGAUAGCGAGCAGAUAAAACAGGACUACGCCCCGCGCCCUUUCCCGACCAUAGUGAGAAAAGUGUUAAGUGUAAAAUAAAUGUGUCACGAGCAAGUUUAACCGAAAGAGCGAUGUAAUAAAACGGGUGGACCGACCUCCACCGGCAGCGAAGUACUUUCUACUUAUGACAUAAGUGUUAAAUGAAAAUUUAAAGGAAAGACACAGAUGACACGCGUACACACACAUACACACACGUACAGAUAAUAGUAGAGAAAUGUAUGUAAACCACGCGACUUUACGGCUCGUAUGAUUUACACCCACGACUAGCCCGAAAUGAAAGAAAAAAAAAAACUGUGUUUUCCCACCCGCUCACACCCUUCUCACUGUCUUGUUUUCACACGGUUCUCUUGCGAGAAAGCGCAUUCUUGUACAUAAUGUUUUACUCUUGUAAAUAAAUUACCCACACAA